CUGACCGGUCCACCUGGUUUUUCUGUUGAUUCCUCUGUUCCAGCACCGUUGGGACCGUUCGGUCGGUGCAGACAGGACCUGGUCACCGCUGCCCCGGGCUGGUCUGGGGGCCGCUGUGGGUGUUGAUCGUAUAUCCGAUGGCGGUGGCCGCUGUGAGGUACUCGGCUCCGGUUCCCGUGACUACAGAAGGGCUUAUGGACUUAACGCAGGAAUUUGUGACCUUUGAGGAUGUGGCCGUCUGUUUCUCUGAGGAAGAGUGGGAGCUCCUUGAUGGGGCUCAGAAGCUGCUGUACCUCAGAGUGAUGCUGGAGAACUUUGCACUUGUAACUUCAGUGGUUUGUUGGCACGGAGUGGGGAAUAAAGAGCUACCUUUUGAGCAAGUUUCUGUGGAAAGAUUGUCACUUGUGAGGUCUCCAAAACCAAAUCCACCCACCCAGGAGACUUACCCGUAUGAGAUGUGCGUCCCAGUCCUGAAGGACAUUUUGCACUUGGCUAAUCGACCUAGGCAGAGACCGUAUUUGAUUGGUGCAUGUACAAACCUUCCCCAAGACCGGAAUCAUCCCAGCCCAGAGAAAAUCUUGAAAAGAGACAUGGACAAGGCCUCAUUUUUGAAGAACUGCAGAGUCUGUGUGUCAGGGAAGCCGUUCACCUGUGCAGAUGUUGGAAAGGACCUCCCAGCCACAUCGGACUUUAUCCCUCCCCAGGCCAUUCCCAACUACAAGCAGCCAAACAGAAUCACUGAAUGUGAAGAGGACUUCUGUAUUGGAAUAAGGUGUUACAUAUGGAGUGAAUAUAGAAAAGCUUUCAGCCAUAAGUACACUCAAGUUCGCCACCCAAAAGUCUAUGCUGGAAAAAGACUUUAUGAGUCCACCAAAUGUAAGAAAGACUACCACCGCAAAUGCUCGCGUAUUCAUCUCCCCAGAGUCCACAAUGGAGAAAGGCCUUAUGAGUGCAAUGAAUGUGGAAAAUCUUUUAGCCAAUCUUCUCACCUGAAUGACCAUCACAGAAUUCACACAGGAGAAAGGCCCUAUGAAUGUGGUGAAUGUGGGAAAACAUUUAGCCAAAGAGCCACCCUUAUUAAACAUUACAGAGUUCACACUGGAGAAAAGCCUUACGAGUGUCUUGAAUGUGGGAAAUCCUUUAGCCAAAGUUCCAACCUUAUUGAACACUGCAGAACCCAUACUGGAGAAAGGCCUUAUGAGUGUAAUGAAUGUGGGAAAGCCUUUGGGUCCAAAUCAACUCUUGUCCGGCACCAGAAAAUUCACACAGGAGUAAAGCCUUAUGAAUGUGAUAAAUGUGGGAAAUUCUUCACACAGAGCCAUAGCCUGCUGGAACAUCGAAUAAUUCACACUGGAACAAGGCCUUAUGAGUGUGGGGAUUGUGGGAAAUCUUUUAUGUUCAAAUCCAAACUUGUUCGGCACCAGAGAACUCACACUGGAGAAAAACCUUUUGAGUGUACCGAAUGUGGGAAAUUCUUUAGACAAAGCUAUACUCUAGUAGAACACCAGAAAAUUCACACUGGAUUAAGACCUUAUGAAUGUGGCCAGUGUGGAAAGUCCUUUAUUCAAAAGUCUGGCCUCAUUCAACACCAGGUAGUUCACACUGGAGAAAGGCCAUAUGAGUGUGGCAAAUGUGGGAAGUCUUUUACUCAACACUCUGGCCUUAUUCUCCAUCGAAAAGUCCACACUGGAGAAAGGCCUUGGGAGUGCAGUGAUUGUGGGAAAUUCUUUAGCCAAACCUCCCACCUGAAUGAUCAUCGUAGAAUCCACACUGGAGAAAGGCCUUAUGAGUGCAGUGAAUGUGGAAAGUUAUUUAGACAGAACUCAAGUCUUGUUGAUCAUCAGAAAAUUCAUACUGGAGCAAGACCUUAUGAGUGUAGCCAGUGUCAAAAAUCCUUUAGUCAAAAAGCUACACUUGUUAAACACCAGAGAGUUCACACUGGAGAAAGGCCAUACAAGUGCGCUGAAUGUGGGAAUUCAUUUAGUCAAAGUGCCAUUCUUAACCAACACCGGAGAAUUCACACUGGAGCAAAGCCUUAUGAAUGCAGCCAGUGUGGGAAAUCCUUUAGCCAAAAAGCUACCCUUAUCAAACACCAGAGAGUUCACACUGGAGAGAGGCCUUAUAAGUGUGGUGAAUGUGGGAAAUCCUUUAGUCAAAGCUCCAUCCUUAUUCAACACCGGAGAAUUCACACUGGAGCAAGGCCUUAUGAGUGUAGGCAGUGUGGAAAGUCCUUUAGCCAAAAGUCUGGCCUCGUUCAGCAUCAGGUAGUUCACACUGGAGAAAGGCCUUAUGAAUGUGACACAUGUGGGAAUUCCUUUAGCCAGUGCUCUAGCCUCAUUCAUCACCAAAAAUGUCACAGCUGUAAGAAACCUCACGAAAGCAAUAAAUGUGGAGAAGCCUUUAGCCCAAGGUCUAACACCAUUUAGCUCCUGAAAGUUCACAUUUGAGAAGAGCCUUAGACCUAUAGGGAAUGCCCUGUUUUUCAGUAGUAUGUCACUAGAAAGCCUUUGUGAGGGACCCAGCCACCUGAGGUUGAUCCUGAUACUUCCACAUCUGGGGGUGUGAGAUUAUACAUGAUUUCAGGUGUGGGUGAGGCUCGGAGGAGCUCCUCUGCACAUACGGAACUGGCCAGUGUCCUUGCCAUUUAUAGCAGUGCCAGUACUUCUGGUAGAAGCCGUCUUCCUCUAUCACCGUACUCAGUGGGCACUCAUCACCCCGUCAGGGUAAGGAAAGGUAAAUGUCUGUACUGAAUGCUCAGAGGAACUCUUGAACAGAGCAUUUAUGGAGAAUUUAUUCCUCCUUUUAGCUGAUUAAAGCAUAUAUAUGACUCGGUUUUUACCAAGAGGAUCUGAUCUACAGUCUGCUGAACAUGUCUGAAAACUGCUUACCUGUUUGACAAGAUCAUUUUAAUCAGUGUCAUGUGACAGUUGGGUGAAUGUUCCCAGCCUUCCGGUCUCUAGCUGGUCUUGCCUUCUUCACAUUUCUCUGCUUUGUACACUAAUAAAUGCCUUAUUCCUCAAACUGCCUUUGAUCUUAGGGUUUGGUUUACUAUGUAGGAAGGCUACAAAAUGAACUGUGACUUGUGGGUGAUUUCCACACCUCUGCUGGGACAGCAAAAUGAAAGAAAGUUCUCUGGUUCAAAUUAGUACAGCUUCCCAAGACAACUUAGUGAACUGCAGGGAUUUUGUUAUCUUAAUUUGUGACUUGGAUACCUAACUUUCUGUGAGACUUUCUUCAGUCAUCUUGAGGAGAGGUCAGCGGUUGUCAAAAGUUCCUGUACUCUAGUAAUGGGAUGAAUUUGCUCAUUUUUCUCAGAGGAUGUCUUGUAAUUCCCAGGAUGUGGAGGAGAAGCUGCUCAUAAGGCUCUACAAAGAACUGGUAGCACUUUGUUCUGGUGUCACUUGUAAGAUGAUCCGAGCCAGAAGUGAACCAUCCUUAGUACACAAACAGUGGGUAUGGUGGAGUCUGCGGCCAUCCAGGUGGAAUGUGCCUCUUGUGAAAAAUGCAUCCAGAAAUUCUUUUUGGUAUCUACCUGUGAGCAUUCGCAGAACCUGGAUGUCUAUGUUUGUCCAGAAAAAAGAGUUUUGUGGGUUCUUGAGUUCUUCCUUGGUUGUUCACCUCAAAUCCAUUGCUAUAGAGAUAGGAAAACCUGCAUAGAGAUGGAGAUCUUAAAGCCCUGGGGUGUAGCUGUUGUUAUCCAGUCAGCGUACCUGUAAUCUGGUAUGAUGGCGCUCACCACUUGCCAUUAUUUCCUGAACCGAUAAAGGUCUGCCCUUAGCCAUGCAUGAGGACAGAGAGUUGAAUCAAAUGGGGCCACUAAGCCCCAUUUUUGUGUGGUUUCCAGAAAGGAAUUCCAAUUUUUAUAUUUUGAAUAGUUUUUUAUAGUUUAUUGAUGUAGUGACAAAAGGUUAUCUUUAUGGUUUAUCAUUUGAAAACUUGUGAUAAAUUUAUAAAACCAUCUUACUGAUAAUGAACACAUCUGUGAUUUACCUCAGACCCUGUUAGAAUCUUUUGUGUGUCCCCCAGAUAUACGAGUGUCCAGUAAUUUAUUCACUUGAAUAGAACCUGUGAAUGUAAAUGUAAUGUUUACUUUUUUUUCUAGGCACUUUUCAUACUACGUUAUUUUGAGACUCAUUGCUACUAUUUUUUGAAAAGCUCCUUUUUAUUGCCAAAUAGUAUUUGGUUAUAGAACUACACCACUAUCCCUUGAUCUCUUUUUAUUCAUUCAGCUCUUCGUGAGCACUUCAGUUGAAUCCUCUUGUGAGCUGUUACACAUAAAGCUACAAUGAAUGUAGGCAUAUGACUCUUAAUAUGCAUAUAUGCUUUAUUUUUCCCAAGUCAGUAAUUCCAUAUAUGUGACUGUUUUAUUAAGAAAUUGCCAAACUUACCUAGAUUGAUCUAGACAGUAUAUGAGCAUUCUUAGUCCUCCACAUACUUGUUAGUACUUGGCAAGGUUAAUCUUUUUAAUUUGAGCCAUUUAAACAGGUGUAUAAGAGCAUACCACUGUACUAUUAAUUGCUUUUUUUUUUUGGUGUUUGAAGAGUCUGAGCAUUUUUAUGUGUUUUUGCCACCUAUGUAUAUUUUUAAAGCAUUAAUUUUUUGCCUAUUUUCAAGUGGAAAUUGGUGAUACUGUUCUUUUCAUUAAUAGAAUAAUCAUUGAUCUUAGAACUCUUAAACUAUAAAUGUUAACCUGAUGUGGAA
Molecule: messenger RNA, 4701 nt
Organism: Nannospalax galili (Upper Galilee mountains blind mole rat)
Lineage: Eukaryota; Metazoa; Chordata; Mammalia; Rodentia; Spalacidae
Product: zinc finger protein 416
Biological process (GO): regulation of DNA-templated transcription
Source: RefSeq, a predicted model, not a curated record